Rasamsonia emersonii CBS 393.64 is the source of this 417-nucleotide messenger RNA. RefSeq lists its product as uncharacterized. The transcript has a single exon. The coding region runs from base 1 to 417 and encodes 138 amino acids. Gene Ontology annotation, molecular function: hydroxyisourate hydrolase activity. The record is from RefSeq and is a predicted model, not a curated record. Gene Ontology annotation, biological process: purine nucleobase metabolic process. NCBI's taxonomy places the organism in Eukaryota, Fungi, Ascomycota, Eurotiomycetes, Eurotiales, Trichocomaceae.
AUGUCCCGCGACCCUAUCACCUGCCACGUGCUCAACACCCUGACGGGGACCCCUGCGGCCAACCUGCCCUGCACGCUGACCCUUCUGUCCCCCACGCAAUCCGGUGAAACUGCCACAUUUCACGCCACCACAGACUCCGACGGGCGCAUAAAGACCUGGACGCCUUCUUCAUCAUCUUCAACAACUGUACCGGCACUUCUUUCUUCUCUUCCUAGUCCAGACAGCAAAACCAAUUGGGCGAUCCGGUUCGAGGUAGGACCGUGGUUCGAGGCGCAGGGAGUUGAGAGUUUCUGGCCCGAGGUCGAGGUCAAAUUCACCGUUCGUGGCCGUGGUCGCGAGGGUGAGGAGGGAUGGAGACAUUAUCAUGUGCCAGUGCUGCUGGGUCCAUGGAGUUAUUCGACAUAUCGGGGAUCUUGA